Bufo gargarizans (Asiatic toad) is the source of this 2480-nucleotide messenger RNA. RefSeq names its product catalase-like. The record is from RefSeq and is a predicted model, not a curated record. NCBI's taxonomy places the organism in Eukaryota, Metazoa, Chordata, Amphibia, Anura, Bufonidae. The coding region runs from base 119 to 1639 and encodes 506 amino acids. Gene Ontology annotation, molecular function: heme binding; catalase activity. The transcript is spliced from 13 exons. Gene Ontology annotation, biological process: hydrogen peroxide catabolic process; response to hydrogen peroxide. Gene Ontology annotation, cellular component: peroxisome; mitochondrion; cytoplasm.
GGAGGGCGGGGUAGAGGAUCCAAUAAAGAGACGCCAAAAGUCACUCAAAAGGACAUAUCUUCUCAAUUUAGCAAGUGCCAAGUACCGAGAAUCAGACGGCGACCCAACCACCGUUACCAUGGACCAUUUCAGGCAGCAGACCAAGGAUCCUUGUGUCCUCACCACCGCUGCAGGCGUUCCAACAGGAGACAAGCUUAAUAUCUUAACUGUGGGCCCCCGGGGGCCACUGUUGGUCCAGGACACCGUAUUUAUCGAUGAGAUGGCCCAUUUUGACAGGGAAAGGAUCCCUGAAAGAGUAGUGCACGCUAAAGGAGCAGGAGCAUUUGGAUAUUUUGAAGUCACCCAUGACAUCACCCAGUACACGAAAGCCAAAGUGUUUGAGCGCGUUGGGAAGAAAACAGAUAUCGCUAUCAGGUUUUCUACUGUAGCCGGAGAAGCAGGAUCCGCCGACACCGUCCGCGACCCACGGGGAUUUGCAGUGAAGUUCUACACGGACGAAGGAAUUUGGGACCUGGUCGGUAACAACAUCCCGAUAUUCUUUAUUCGGGAUCCCAUUAUGUUUCCGUCCUUCAUCCACAGCCAGAAAAGGAACCCGCAGACACAUCUGAAGGACCCUGAUAUGGUGUGGGACUUCUGGAGCCUGAGACCGGAGUCACUGCAUCAGGUGACGUUUUUGUUUAGUGAUCGUGGCAUUCCCGAUGGAUACAGGUUUAUGAACGGCUAUGGAUCUCACACCUUCAAACUGGUGGAUCCCAAAGGAAAUGCCGUGUAUUGUAAAUUCCAUCUUAAGUCUGAUCAAGGUAUCAAGAAUCUGACAGUAGAAGAAGCAGACAAGCUGGCGGCCAAAGACCCCGAUUACGCAAUUCGGGACCUAUUCCAAGCUAUUGCUAAAAAGGACUUCCCAUCAUGGACCUUAAAAAUCCAGGUCAUGACAUUAGAGCAAGCCGAGAUCUGUCCCUUCAAUCCCUUCGACCUCACCAAGGUCUGGUCUCAUAAGGAUUACCCCCUGAUCCCCGUGGGUAAGCUGGUACUCAACAGGAAUCCUGAGAAUUACUUUGCCCAAGUGGAACAGAUUGCAUUUGACCCCAGCAACAUGCCGCCGGGGAUUGAGGCGAGCCCGGAUAAAAUGCUGCAGGGACGUCUCUUCUCCUACCCAGAUACACACAGACAUCGCCUUGGAGCUAAUUAUUUGCAUCUACCUGUCAACUGCCCCAGGAAGUUUGCACAUGUCUCCAACUAUCAGCAGGAUGGUCCUAUGUGCCUCUUCAGUGCUCCAUGUUCUGUCCCAAAUUAUUACCCAAACAGCUUCAGUUCUCCUCGAGAUGAUCGCAAGUGCAAUGAAAGUGCCUUCCCCACCUCUGGAGACAUCACCCGCCAUGAUAGCUGUGAUGACGACAAUGUGUCUCAGGCAAGAAUUUUCUACAAUAAAACGCUGAGUGAAGACGAGCGCCAGAGAGUGUGCGAAAACAUCGCCCUAAGCCUGAAGGAUGCACAGAUCUUCAUCCAAGAAAGAGCAGUGAAAAAUUUCCGAGAUGUGGACCCAGACUAUGGUGCCCGUAUCCAAACUCUGCUGGACAAGCACAACAAGGCUGGUGGAAAGAAGGAACCGCUGCAUAGUUACAAUCGAUGUUCCUCCUGAAUGGACCAUGGGGACUGUGAAGGUGAUCUCAGAUAGAAGAUAACAGUUUCCCGACAAAUUUAACCCUUGCCGUACCUAUGGAAAUAUUGGAACCACAGAUCAUCUCACCAGACGUCCCGGGCUGCUGACGCGGCCUCAGCUUGUUUUACUGGAUUUACUUGGAAGAAAAAGUUUUAUAUAUAUAUAUUUUUUUUAAAAAUAGGAUGGAAUCUUUUUUAUGCUUCUUUUUAUAUGUGUAAGGUAGACAUAUGACUGGUCUUUUGUCUGAGCUCCAAUAUCACCAGUAAAAGGGUAUUCCAGUUAAUCUCUGACCCAACUGUUAGAUCGUGGGGGUCCGACCGCUGGGACCCCCCACCAAUCACGAGAACAAGAAUCCUAUGCCCCCAUGUGAGUGUGCGCUUAGCUAUCCAGAUCCAGUCCCAUGACCUCUGACUCAAGCUGCAGUGUGCAUGCUCGACCUACCGCUCCAUCUACAUGGUGGACAUAAGACCCCCGUUCUCAUGAUCGGUGAGGGUCAAACUGGGAAUAACUCAUCUUAACCAGAAUACCCCUUUAAAGAGGAGCUGCACCCUGUCUGCCUUGCAUUCUCCAUGUAAUAACAAUUCUGGAGCAUUUAUUACCCAACCUCUAUUAUUCCAUCUAUAAAGUUCUGAAUAAAUUACUAGCAGUUUCCAAUGAAGGUCGACCUGGGUGCUACCAGUUAGGGGGAGGGGUGUCAUUAUCCAAUCAGUGCUGCCAGUGUCCGGCUGUGCAGGGACACCCCCUUCCCCCCCAACUGAAAACACCCAGCUGGACCUUUAUAGCAAAUUGCUAGCAAUAAAUUCAUAAACUUCUAGCAGGA